AUGCCUGGAGGUGACAGCGGUCCAGAUGGGGAGGAGCCUAUGUUACAGUCAGCCACAGGAGGUGGUGGACAGGAAGAUUCCUUCAUGGUGGUUUUCUCACUGUCGAGCGGCCGCGUGCUCUACGCGUCGGAGCAGGCUCCCAGCAUCCUUUGCUGCAAGAGGAAGUUCUUGGAGUCGGCCAAGUUUGUGGAGUUGCUCUUCCACCAGGAUGUUAAUGUCUUCUACUUGCACACAGCUCAGCCUCAUCUGCCACCCUGGAGCAACUCACACACAGGUGUCGGGGUUCUGUUUGACUGUGCCCAGGUCAAGUCUUUCUUCUGCAGAAUCAGAGGCGGGAAGGACCGUGAGGGUGAGAUGCGUUACAACCCGUUUCGGGUAAAACCGUACCUGCUGACGGUGCAGGGAACGGGAAGCAGUGGGGAAGAGGAGGAGCCGUGCUGCCUGGCGCUGGCUGAACGCAUCAUCUCUGGAUAUGAGGCACCUCGGAUACCCAUUGACAAGCGCAUCUUCACUACCACACAUUCUGGCUGUGUGUUCCUGGAAGUAGAUGACAGAGCUGUGCCGUUGCUAGGAUACCUUCCCCAGGAUCUGAUCGGCACGUCGUUGCUGACUUGCAUUCACCCAGACGACCGCCCCCUCAUGCUGUCCAUGCACCGGAAGGUGUUGAAGUAUGCGGGCCAGUCUCCGCUCGAGCACUCUCCGGUGCGUCUGCGCUGUCAGAAUGGAGACCACAUCACCUUGGAUACCAGCUGGUCCAGCUUCAUCAACCCGUGGAGCCGCAAGGUGGCCUUCAUCAUCGGACGACACAAAGUCAGGACGAGUCCGCUGAAUGAGGAUGUGUUUGCUGCUCCGACUAAGGAGGAUGUCCCGGUCACCCAUGAGGAAAUUAAAGAUCUGCAAGCAAAGAUCUAUAAGCUUUUCCUGCAGCCAGUCCGUAACAAUGGUUCCAGUGGUUACGGCAGUUUGGGGAGUAACGGCUCUCAUGAGCACUACAUCAGCGUGGCUUCUUCGAGUGACAGCAAUGGUAACCUGUGGGAGGACUCGCAUCGGGAACCGAUGACUUUGCAGCAGAUCUGUGCUGAUGUGAAUCGGGUGAAGAGUUGGGGCCACCAGGCUUAUCUGGGUUACAACCACACAAUUGCUCUUCUUGGCAAACCAGCCACAGCACGUUUGCCCCCUGCAGUCUCCAACCCUGAAGUCAGCGACCAUGGAGAAGGCAGGAAGCAAACACACAUUCUCUCCUAUCAGCAGAUCAACUGUGUGGACAACAUCAUGAGAUAUUUGGAGAGCUGUACAGGCCCAGCCCUCAAGCGGAAGAGUGACUCUCAUUCCCUAGCCCCGUCCUCUUCCUCAUCCUCUACCUCAGAAGACGACAAGCCUGCUGAAGCCACUGACACCGCUCAGAUGGUAGAAACAUUGGUUUUGGACAGCGUGGCGUCAGUGGCAGUCAUUAGAGCGCCUCUGACAGACAUCACAAUGUCCACGAAGGCCAUGAGUGUAGUCUCUGUCACCAGCCAGUGCUCGUACAGCUGCACCAUCGUCCACGUGCCACAGGCUGAAUCAGAGGCCACAGCACUGGAGGACGCCCCGAUGGGCAGUGAGCCUGCCGAUGCUGCGCCUGGCCUAGUACGUCCCGCCCCGAGCCCCGCCACAGAGGAACCAAUGUUAAUCGAUCCUACCAAGGAGGUGCUGUCAGCUCACACCCAAAAGGAGGAACAAGAGUAUGUUGAUCGAUUCCUCCUGAGCCCAUACAGUUCCUAUCUGCAGCUUGACAACAGCUCCAUGGCUCACUCCCACCACCCAGGGACACUUCGGCACCUUCGAUCAAACUAAUUCUGCAGCCUGCUGGCCAUGCAACCACUCUAGGUGGAUCCGUUUCAGAAACAUGCCAACCAGGUCAGUGUGUCAUACAUACUCAGCGCAGCGCCUCAGACUUGUUCCUUUGUGCUCGUUUAUCGAGAGUGCAGAUUGUUUCACAUUUCUGAGGCUGCUGUGUUUAACACCGGUUACAGUUUGAAUGUCUGACCCGUCUCUGAUUG
Cottoperca gobio is the source of this 2039-nucleotide messenger RNA. It is a transcript of the gene per3, whose product is annotated as period circadian clock 3. Gene Ontology annotation, biological process: circadian regulation of gene expression; entrainment of circadian clock by photoperiod; negative regulation of transcription by RNA polymerase II. Lineage: Eukaryota; Metazoa; Chordata; Actinopteri; Perciformes; Bovichtidae. Gene Ontology annotation, molecular function: transcription corepressor binding; transcription cis-regulatory region binding. The record is from RefSeq and is a predicted model, not a curated record. Gene Ontology annotation, cellular component: nucleus; cytoplasm.